AUGCAUCUAAUGUUUACAUAUUUCAUACAUUUUGCGUCACCCGAAUUUACACAAUUGGGAACAUUGGGUGGUGGUAUUCUCAAGUGGUAUAAAUACCAUCACCAGGACUCAGUCAGCAGUGCAGUCGGUGCUCAUACAAUCAUGAAAUCUUUUGUAUUGGUCGCUCUUUUCGCCACAGCAGCGCUGGCUGCACCCCAAACGCCUACAGAGCCUAUCCCUAUAGUUCGUCAGGAUUCCUCCAUCAACGGCGACGGCUCCUACCAAUACUCGUUCGAGACCGGCAACGGCAUCAGCGCUGACCAGAAGGGAGAGCUGAAGAAGGUGGGCGAAGUGGACGCGCUCGAGGUCCAGGGGCAGUUCAAGUACCCCGGCGACAACGGUGACAUCCAGUUGACGUACACCGCUGACGAGAACGGCUACCAUCCCCAGGGGGACCACCUCCCCACCGCUCCACCGGUGCCAGAAGCCAUCCAGCGCGCCCUCGACUACCUCGCCACCGCGCCGCCCCAGCCUGAGAACCAACAGUAG
Molecule: messenger RNA, 528 nt
Organism: Aricia agestis (brown argus)
Lineage: Eukaryota; Metazoa; Arthropoda; Insecta; Lepidoptera; Lycaenidae
Product: endocuticle structural glycoprotein ABD-4-like
Exons: 2
Coding region: 1-528 (175 amino acids)
Cellular component (GO): chitin-based extracellular matrix
Molecular function (GO): structural constituent of chitin-based larval cuticle
Source: RefSeq, a predicted model, not a curated record